Tachyglossus aculeatus (Australian echidna) is the source of this 14991-nucleotide messenger RNA. RefSeq names its product lysine methyltransferase 2D (gene KMT2D). Gene Ontology annotation, cellular component: MLL3/4 complex; nucleus. The record is from RefSeq and is a predicted model, not a curated record. Lineage: Eukaryota; Metazoa; Chordata; Mammalia; Monotremata; Tachyglossidae. Gene Ontology annotation, biological process: positive regulation of transcription by RNA polymerase II. Gene Ontology annotation, molecular function: histone H3K4 methyltransferase activity; histone binding; transcription coactivator activity.
CGCUCCGCCCUGGAUUUACCGGCCCCUCCGGGCCCCCCCCGGGCGGCUUGGGGGGCGGUCGGGGAGCGGCCGGACCGCUGGCCAUGUCACCGGGUGAGGAUUUGGGGAUCGCCCCGUGAAGAGGUCUCCCCGGGAGGGCAUUGCCCAGUUGGAGGCCAGAAUGGCUGACCAGAAGCCGCCCGGUGAGGACAAAGGCUCGGAGCCGGCGGCCGACGGCCCAGCGGCUUCAGAAGAGCCGGGUCCGGCCGAGCCGGAUCCCCCCAAACCGCCUUUAGCGGGGAACUCUCCCCCUGGCCCGGGGAGUCCCAAGCCCCAGGAACCCCCGCAAGAGAGCAGAGGCCCGGCCCGGCACUGCGCGCUCUGUAACUGCGGGGAGCGGAGCCUCCACGGGCAGCGCGAGCUCCGUCGCUUCGAGCUGCCCCCUGACUGGCCACGGGGCCCCCCCGCUCCACCUGGGGGCCCCGGGCCCGGCGAGCCACCCCCACUGCCGGGCGACGACCUCUCUAGGAUCGGCUUCCCCGAGGGCCUGACGCCCGCUCAGCUGGGAGAGCCGGGGGGGCAUUGCUGGGCUCACCAUUGGUGUGCGGCCUGGUCGGCGGGGGUCCAGGGGCAGCAGGGGCCCGACCUGCAGGGAGUGGACAAGGCCGUCUUCUCCGGGACCUCCCAGCGCUGCUCCCACUGCGCCCGGCUCGGUGCCUCCAUCCCCUGCCGCUCACCCGGCUGCCUACGGCUCUACCACUUUCCCUGCGCGGCCGCCAGCGGCUCCUUCCAGUCCAUGAAAACGCUGCAGCUCCUGUGCCCCGAGCAUGGGGCUGAGGCCGUGCCCCUGGAGGAUGCCCGCUGCGUGGUGUGUGAUGGGCUGGGGGAGCUGCGGGACCUCCUGUUUUGUACCAGCUGCGGCCAUCACUACCACGGCGCCUGCCUGGACACCGUCCUGACCGCCCGCAAGCGUGCCGGCUGGCAGUGCCCCGACUGCAAAGUGUGCCAAACCUGCAGGAGGCCUGGGGACGACUCCAAGAUGCUGGUCUGUGAGACCUGUGACAAAGGCUACCACACCUUCUGCCUGACUCCGGCUGUCUGCAGCCUGCCCCCCGAGUCCUGGAAGUGCCGGACGUGCCGGCAGUGCCGGGUGUGCGGAUCGGGCCCGACCGAGCUGGGGCCCGACUGUCGGUGGUUCGAGAACUACUCGCUGUGCGAGCGCUGCCAGGAGCGACAACGGCAGCCACCCUCGCCACAGCCGCUGUCCGGUGCCCAGGAUCUCCCCGACCCCCCCGAACCCAGGCCGCCCACUCCUGACUGCAGCAGCAAAUCCUCCCCUGAAGCCGGUGGUGGUGCCCAGGCUGCCGCCCCUGCCGACCCCCCUACCCCGGACCCUGUGUGUCUGCAGCCGCCGGAGGCCUUGGCCGCCACCCCUCCCGAAGAGUUGGGGCAUCCGCAAGAGGAGGACACCCCUCCCGGGGACGCGGGGGGCCUGGCCGACCCCCCUUCAGAGCCCACCCCCCAAGAGGAGGAGAUGCCACUGGAGGUUCUGCCCCGAGCCGAGGAGCCACCCCCUCUGCCUCAGCUCACUCAGCCAGAUCCUCCUCCUCCACCCCUCUCCCCUGCUGUGCGUGCGGGCACUCCUCCCGUGGCCCCACCUGCCCUAUCCCCCCCAGCGGAGCAGAUGGAGCUCCUGGAGGCCGAAGAAGCCAGGGAGCCUGGAACCCCGCCGCCCGCCCCCAUCCUGGACACUCCCAUCAGCCCGCCACCUGCCAUCCGCAGCCCCGAGCCCGAGCCCCUGCCGGAGCCCCGGUCUCCCGAACGGCCUGGAGUCCAGGAGGCGGCCCCGGCGAUGGAGCCGGAGAUGGAGAUGGAACUGGAGCACCCAGCCCCGGAGCCCGCUGGGACUAGCCCCAGCCCGGCCUCCCCGGGCUCCCCGGCCCCCAGCCCCGCCCCGGGCCAGGGGGCCGCCCACCUGACCGGGGCGGCGGAAGAAGAGGAGGAGGAGGAGGAGGAGGAGGAGACGGCAGUGGUAGCGGCUGAGCCCAGCAGCUCCGCGGAGCCUGAGGCCGGCGAGCCCCGGGCGUCCCCCGGGCCGGAUGCCGAGGAGCCCAGGACACCCGUGGACGUGGACGGUGGUGCGGCAGCAGAGCCCGAGGAGCCUGGCCCGGUGCCCGCUCGCACCCCACCCGCUCUCAUCAAGUCAGACAUCGUCAACGAGAUCUCCAACCUGAGCCAGGGUGACGCCAGCGCCAGCUUCCCCGGCUCGGAGCCCCUGCUGGGCUCGCCGGACCCCGAGGGCGGCGGCUCACUGUCCAUGGAACUGGGUGCCUCCACAGACGCCAGCCUGGCGCGGGACGAGGGCUCCGGGCGCCUCUGCACCGACUCGCUGCCCGAGACAGACGACUCGCUUCCCGCCGAAGGCCCGGGAUCAGGGGCGGGCGGCAAGGCCGACGGCGAUAGGGGCAGCCGCCGCCGCAGUUCCCCUGCCCGUUCCCGUGUCAAGCAGGGCCGCAGCAGCAGCUUCCCGGGAAGACGUCGCCCCCGGGGAGGCGCCCACAGCGGACGGGGCAGAGGACGCGCCCGGCUCAAGUCCACAGCGUCCUCCGUGGAGACUCUGGUAGUGGCCGACACGGACAGCUCCCCCAGCAAGGAGGAGGAGGACGAUGAUGAUGACACCAUGCAGAACACCGUCGUCCUCUUCUCCAACACGGACAAGUUCGUCCUCAUGCAGGACAUGUGUGUCGUGUGCGGCAGCUUCGGCCGUGGGGCCGAGGGUCACCUGCUGGCGUGUUCCCAGUGUUCCCAGUGUUACCACCCGUACUGCGUCAACAGCAAGGUCACGAAGGUGAUGCUGCUGAAGGGCUGGCGCUGCGUGGAGUGCAUCGUGUGCGAGGUGUGCGGCCAGGCCUCCGACCCGUCCCGCCUGCUGCUCUGCGAUGACUGUGACAUCAGCUAUCACACCUACUGCCUGGACCCUCCGCUGCAUAAUGUGCCCAAGGGUGGCUGGAAGUGCAAGUGGUGUGUGUGCUGUGUGCAGUGCGGGGCUGCCUCGCCCGGGUUUCAUUGCGAGUGGCAGAACAGCUACACCCACUGUGGCCCCUGUGCCAGCCUGGCCACCUGCCCGGUCUGCCGCGCCCCUUACGUGGAGGGGGACCUGCUGAUCCAGUGCCGACACUGUGACCGGUGGAUGCACGCCAGCUGUGAGAGCCUGCUCACUGAGGAGGAGGUGGAACAAGCAGCUGACGACGGCUUUGACUGUGGCUCCUGCCAGCCCUACGUGGUGAAGCCCGUGGUGCCCGUUACACCCCCUGAACUGGUGCCCAUGAAGGUGAAGGAGCCAGAGCCCCAAUACUUCCGCCUGGAGGGCGUGUGGCUGACCGAGACGGGCAGGGCCGUCCUGCGGAACCUGGCCAUGUCGCCCCUGCACAAGCGACGCCAGCGGCGUGGUCGACCGGGCACCCUGGGCGAUGGGGGGCUGGAUGGGCCUGAGCCCCCCGACCUCCCGGACCCCUCUGGGCCCGACGACAAGAAGGACUGUGACUUGGACAGUGAGGAGCUGCUCAAGGCGGAAGGGGCCACAGUGGAGCAUAUGGAGUGCGAGAUCAAGCUGGAGGCUCUGGCCAGCCCCGACGGGGACCCAGGCAAGGAGGAGAUUGAUGAUGUCAAGAAACGCAAGCGGAAGCCCUAUCGCCCCGGCAUCGGUGGUUUCAUGGUCCGGCAGCGCAAGUCCCACACGCGGCUAAAGAAGGGGCCGGCGGCCCUCGCGGAAGUGCUCAGCGUGGAGGCUCAGCCUGAUGAGGCCAUGGCCGCCGACCUGCCUGUGGAAGGCGCCGCGGAGCAGAGCGCGGCCGAGGGAGACGAGAAGAAGAAGCGGCGAGGGCGGAAGAAAAGCAAACUGGAGGACAUGUUCCCCGCCUACCUGCAGGAAGCUUUCUUCGGGAAGGCCCUGCUGGACCUGAGUCGGAAGGCCCUGCAGGUCGCCGGGGAAGGGCGGCCCGGUUUUGGGCCCGGCGGCCCCAAGGCCAGAGGUGACACUGGUCCCGACGGGAAGGAGACCCCCGCCGCCCAGAAGGGAGAAGACGGAGUUGAUGGCCCAGACGAGGAGACCAGGGGUCCUGACGUGCAGGCCGAGACCCCAGGGCCGGAUGAUGGAGGCCUCAAGGCUUCGCCGGCUCCAAGCGACACGGAAAAGCCCGGCUCGCCAGGGGAUGGGGAGGGGCCUCUCAGCUCUGACCUGGACCGGAUCCCCACCGAAGAGCUGCCCAAGAUGGAGUCGAAGGACCUGCAGCAGCUGUUCAAGGACGUGCUGGGCUCUGAGCGGGAGCAGCAGCUCGGUGGCAGCGGCGGAGGUGGGGGCGGCGGUGGUCCUAGCCUGGAUGGCAACCGCACUCCCCUGCAGCAGAGGCCCUUCUUGCAAACUGGGCUUCCGCUGGGCACCCCUGGCUCCAUGGACUCUUACCCGGGGCUCUGCCAGUCCCCGUUCCUUGAUAGCAGGGAGCGCGGGGGCUUCUUUAGCCCGGAGCCCGGAGAGCCAGACAGCCCCUGGACGGGCUCAGGGGGCACCACGCCCUCGACGCCCACCACGCCCACCACGGAGAGCGAGGGCGACAGCCUCUCCUACAACCAGCGCAGCCUGCAGCGCUGGGAGAAGGACGAAGAGCUGGGCCAGCUGGCCACCAUCUCCCCCGUGCUCUACGCCAACCUCAACUUCCCCAACCUCCGGCAGGAUUACCCAGACUGGUCCAGCCGCUGCAAGCAGAUCAUGAAGCUUUGGAGAAAGGUCCCAGCCACGGACAAAGCCCCCUACCUGCAAAAGGCCAAAGAUAACCGGGCAGCUCAUCGGAUCAGCAAGGUGCAGAAGCAGGCAGAGAGCCAGAUCAGCAAGCAGAGCAAGGCGGGGGAGGUGGUCCGCAAGGGGGAGCGGCCAACCCUGCACCUGCGUAUGCCGCCCCAGCCCGGGGUGCUGGCCAGUUCGCCCCCGGACCCCGGACCCCUCGCCGCCGCCGGCACCGGCCUCCCUACCUCCUCGGACGGGUUCCUGAAGCCGCCGGCGGGCGCGGGGCCCGGCCCCGAAUCCCCCGAGCUCUUCCUCAAACUCCCACCCCAGCUGUCUGCUCAAGUGCCUUCGCAGGACCCCUUCGGCCUGGCCCCCCAAGCCUUUGGCCCGGAGCCCCGCUUCCCGCCGGCCUAUCCCCCCUGCCCCGGCCCCACGCCCGCCGGCACCCCCGGACAGCCUCCUCCCCUGGGGGGUGUCCUCCGCUCAGCCGGCCCCCACCCCGCCGACUUCCACCCCACCCCGCCGGGCACCCCUCACCCCCACCUUCUCCAGCCCCACCCCCAGUCGGUCCCAGGUGACCCCUUCCUCAAGCCCCGCUGCCCCUCCCUGGACAACUUGGUGGGGCCUGGCAGCCCCAGGGGGGCUGAGCCCCUGCGCUCGCCCCCACCCUUUGGGGAGCCCCGCCGGGCCCCCGAAGUCAAGAAGGAGGAACUGGGCGCAGUUUCCCCGGGCUAUGGGCCACCCGGCCUGGCCUUCGCGGACUCACCCUCUUCCUCCUCCUCCUCCUCCGGCCCCGCCCUGGGUGGGCCAGAGCUCAAGGUCCCCGAUGUCUUCAAAGCCCCGCUGACCCCCCGGGCGUCUCAGGUAGAGCCCCAGAGCCCGGGCCUGGGUCUGAGGCCUCCGGAGCAGGCCCCGGCCCCCUCGCCCCCCGGCCACGCUGACCCCUACCGCCCGGCCCCCUCCGGGCCCUACCCGGCAGACCCCUACGCCCAGCCCCCGCUCACGCCCCGGCCCCCACCGACCGAGGGCUGCUGUGCUCUGCCGCCCCGCUCCUUGCCCUCUGACCCCUUCUCCCGCGUGCCCGCCAGCCCCCAGUCGCAGUCCAGCUCACAGUCGCCCCUGACCCCAAGGCCCCUGUCGGCCGAGGCUUUUUGCCCAUCGCCCGUCACCCCUCGCUUUCAGUCCCCGGACCCCUACUCGCGCCCGCCUUCUCGGCCUCACUCGCGGGACCCCUUCGCCCCCUUGCACAAGCCCCCCCGGCCCCAGCCAGACCCCUCCGCCGGGCCCGCCUUCAAACCCGGGCCCCUCUCCCACACCCCGCUGGCGGCCGGCUCCUUCCCGCCUGGCCUGCUGCCCGGCGAGCCCCAGGCUAAGGGCCCUGGGGGUUCCGCCCCAGCCUUUGCCCGCUCCCCCGGGGCUGGGGUCUUCCCGGGGGGUCCUGCGCCCAUGCGUUUCACCUUCCCCCAGGCCGCGGGUGAACCCCCGCUGAGGGCCCCCGUCCUCCCUCCCCCUCCUCACGGGAUUAACAGCCAUUUUGCCCCCGCCCCGAGCAAGCCCCAGAGCGCCAGCUACCCGGGGACGGCCUCGUGCGGCUUUCACCCGGCGGGCGGGCCCCUGGGGCCGGGCGAAGGCUAUGGGCCGGGCCCCCCGCGCCCACCCUCGGUCCUGCCCACGCCCGACGUGUCCCUGCCCUACCUGUCCCACGGCGCCCCGCCGCGGCCGGGCCUGGCAUCGCCAGCCGAUAAGCGGGAGGAGCCGGUGGCCGGGCUGGGCAGCCCCCUGGCAGGCCCCGAACUGCCCUCGGUGGGCCAGGAUCCCAGCCUGGCCGGCAUGAGCCAGACGGAGUUGGAGAAGCAGCGCCAGCGCCAGCGGUUGCGGGAGCUGCUGAUCCGGCAGCAGAUGCAGCGGAAUAGCCUGAGGCAGGAGAAGGAGACGGCGGCGGCGGCUGCGGCGGCGGCAGUGGCAGCGGGCGGCUGGGGCCCUGAACCGGGCAACCCAGCCUUCGAACAGCUGGGCCGUGGUCCCGCCCCCUACCCCGGGGUGCAGGAUAAGGGCAGCCUCGGGCCACUGGCCCCUGGCAAGUUGGGCAGCUCGGUGUUGGGGGCUCCGGGCUUCAGCCCCGACGAGCGCCUGGGCCGCCCGGCCCCCCCAGCCACACCUUCCGCCCUGGACAUGAACAGCAGGCAACUGGUCGGUGGCUCCCAGAGCUUCUAUUCGCGGGCAACCUACCCGGGCUCCCUGGCCCAGCAGCAGCAGCAACGGCAACAGCAGCUUUGGCAGCAGCAGCAACAGCAGCAACAGUCCGUGGCCUCCAUGCGUCUCGCCAUGCCCAGUCGCUUCACCCAGCCGCCCGGCCCCGAGCUGGGCCGCCCAACUCAGGGCGACCCCUUGGUGGGAAUCCCGGCCCGCCCACCCGGCUGCGGGGACCCGGCGCCCGGUCCGUCCGGCCCCGCCCAGUUCAUCGAGCUGCGGCACAAUGUGCAGAAGGGGCCGGGGCUGGGGGGUGCCCCCUACGCCCUGCAGGGCCCCAUGCCGCGAGCCCGCUUCUUCCCUGGGGGCGAGGAGCCGCCUCGCCUGCCUCCCGAUGGGCUGCGGACCUUGGCGCUGCCCGGCCCGUUGCCCCCGAGGCCCCCGGCUCCUCCCGCCCCGCCCUCGGCCGAGCCUGCCCCCAACCUGCGCCCGCCGGCCCCCACCCCGCCCGCGGGCCCAGACCCCGGUCGCCCGCCAUUGGUGUUGGAGGCCGGGCGGCUGCCCUGUGAGGAGUCUGAGCUGGAGGAUGACUUUGAUGCCCAUAAGGCCCUGGAGGACGACGAGGAGCUGGCCCAGCUGGGCCUGGGCGUGGAUGUGGCCAAGGGGGAUGAUGACCUGGGGACCCUGGGGACCCUGGGGAACCUGGAGACCAACGACCCGCACCUGGAUGACCUGCUGAAUGGUGACGAGUUCGACCUGCUGGCCUACACCGACCCCGAGCUGGACACUGGUGACAAGAAAGACAUCUUCAACGAGCACUUGCGGCUGGUGGAGUCAGCCAACGAGAAGGCGGAGCGCGAGGCCCUGCUGCGGGGCGCCCCCCCCCACCCCACCGCCCCCGAGGAACGGCCACCCGAGUCCCGCCGCCCGGCCCCACCCCCGCCGCCCUCCCAGGUGCAACCCAAGCUUGAGGAAGGCGGGCCCCAGGCCUCCCCGUGCCAGUUCACCACCACGGCCGCCCCCAGGCCCGACCCCCCCGCCUCGACCCCGGCCCCCUCCCCACUGGCCCUGGGGCUGAAGCCCAGCCAGAGCCUCCUGGGGGCCCGGGACAACCAGCUGGGCACGGGCGGCUAUGCCAACCAUGGGCCCGCAGGCGCCCCCCCGGCCCGGCUGCUCCCGCCGAGUCCCCUGGGCACCCCGCUGGGGGGCCCUUCCCUGCUGGAGAAGUUUGAGCUGGAGAGCGGGGCCCUGGGGCUCCCGGGCGGGCCCCCAGAGACGGGGGACGAGUUGGACAAGAUGGACAGCUCGCUGGUGGCCAGUGAGCUGCCGCUCCUCAUCGAGGACCUGUUGGAACAUGAGAAGAAGGAGCUGCAGAAGAAGCAGCAGCUCUCUGCCCAGCUGCAGCCCCCACCCCCGCUGCUGGCGGCCCCCGGCCCUGCCCAGCCCCUGCCCUUGCCACCGGAGGGCCCGGCCCCAGGCCUGGCUGGUCCCCCCCAGCAGCUCCCACUGGGCUUGGCAGCUCGGCAGCCCGGGCUGGCAGCCCCGAUGAUGGCCGGCCAACCGCCCCCACAUCCCCUGCAGCAGCGCCUGGCGCCCCCCAUGACUCUGGGACCCCCCGCCCAGGCGCACCUGCUGGGCGGGCAGCACGGGGGCCCGGCGGGCCUGGCGCCCCAGCAGAGCGCACAGCCGGCAUUGGCCCAGAAGCCCCUAGGCUCGGUGCCCCCCUCGAUGGGCAUGAAGCCGCAGCAGCUGGCCAUGCAGCAGCAACUGGCCAACAGCUUCUUCCCUGACACAGACUUGGACAAGUUUGCUGCCGAAGACAUCAUCGACCCCAUUGCCAAGGCCAAGAUGGUGGCCCUGAAGGGCAUCAAGAAGGUGAUGGCGCAGGGCAGCAUCGGCGUGGCGCCCGGCAUGAGCAGGCAACAGGUGUCCCUCCUGGCUCAGCGGCUGUCAGGGGCCCCAGUCGGCACCGAUCUGCAAAACCACGUGGCGGCUGGUAGCGGGCAGGAGCGCAGCGGUGGAGAUCCUUCCCAGGGUCGUCCGACCCCACCCACCUUUGCGCAGGGCGUCAUCAACGAGGCCGACCAGCGCCAGUAUGAGGAGUGGCUGUUCCACACGCAACAGCUACUGCAGAUGCAGCUGAAGGUGCUGGAGGAGCAGAUCGGGGUGCACCGCAAAUCGCGCAAGGCGCUGUGUGCCAAGCAGCGCACCGCCAAGAAGGCCGGGCGGGAGUUUCCCGAGGCCGACGCUGAGAAGCUGAAGCUGGUCACUGAGCAGCAGAGCAAGAUCCAGAAGCAGCUGGACCAGGUCCGGAAGCAGCAGAAGGAGCACACGAACCUGAUGGCCGAGUAUCGGAACAAGCAGCAGCAACAGCAGCAGCAGCAACAGGCCGCCCUGGCCCCCGGCCCCUCCCAGAGCCCCCGCAUGCUGACCAAGCUCCCGAGCCAGCUCCUCCCCGGCCCCGGGCUGCAGCCCCCGCCGCAGGGACCCCCUGGAGGUGGGCAGGCGGGCGGCUUGCGCUUGCCCCCCGGGGGACUGACUCUCCCCGGCCAGCCUGGCGGGCCCUUCCUCAGCGCGGCCCUAGCCCAACAGCAGCAGCAGCAGCAGCACCUGCAGCAGCAGCAGCACCUGCAGCAGCAGCAGCACCUGCAGCAACAGCAGCACCAGCACCAGGCAGCUCACAUGAGCGGAGCGCUGGCCGGCCCUUCGGGCACCUUCUUCCCAGGGAACCCGGCUCUGCGUGGCUUGGGGGCUGACGGGCGGCUACUGCAGGAGCGGCAGAUGCAGAUGCAGCAGCAGCGCAUGCAGCUGGCCCAGAAACUGCAGCACCAGCAGCAGCAACAGCAACAACUCCUCCUGAACCAGGUGGCCCUACAGCAGCAGCAGCAGCAGCAACAGCAGCAGCAACAGGGCCUUGUGGGCCAGACCCUGGGUCCUAAGCCGCAAGGACUCUUGCCCCCGGGCAGCCACCAGGGCCUCCUGGUACAGCAGCUGUCCCCCCAGCCACCCCCUACCCCCACGGGCAUGCUGGGCCCAGCCCAGGUGGCAGCGUUGCAACAACAACAGCAGCAGCAGCAGCAACAGCCGCAUACCGGAGGACUGGGUGCUCAGAGGCAUGUGUUACUGGCUCCCCCUCAGCCUCGGGGGUUGGGAUCCCCUCAGCUGGUGCAGCAGGCCCAGAGCCUCAUGAGCCAUCGGCUGGUUCUGACCCAGCAGCAGCAGCAGCAGCAGCAGCAGCAGCAGCAGGGGGCCUUGGGUAGCCUCGCCCACCUGCAGCAGGGACUGGCACCUCUAGGCGGGCAGCCCAAACUGGGACCGCAGCAGCAGCCGCCGCAGCAGCCGCCACCGCAGGGCCUCUCGGGCCAGAGCCGGACUCUGCUGCCCCCGCAGCAACAGCAGCUCCUGCCCCCGCCACCCACCCACGCCCUCCCUCAGCAGUCCUUGCCCCAACCCCCACAGCCGGCCCAGCCGGCCCACCUGGGCCCUGCCAAGCCGCUCCAGCACUUUCCCGUCCCCGGAGCCGUGGUCCCGGGCCUCCUCCUGGGGCUUACGGGCAAGGAGCAGGCUGGGACUGAGGUGCCACCAGGCCCCGAGGGCAGUGAGGGACCCCAGCAGGCCCCGGGCACCGCCCCGGGUCCCCUGGCCCCGGAGCCGGCCGAACUGAAGCCCCCGCUCCCGGCCGACGCUCAUCUCCUCCUGCCCCCGGCCCAGCCCAGCCCCCUACAGAUGCAGACCCAGCCCCCACCAAGGGUCCCGGGGUUACAUCCACCCGCUGAGACCCCACCCCACCUUCUGGCCCCGGGCCCCUUGGGGGAGCAGCCCCCAGGCCCUCCCCGGCCUCUACAGCCUCCCAAGCCUCAGCCAGCCCCCGGACUGGGCCUGAUGGGGCCAGGAGGUGGACUGGCUGCAGGGCAGCAGCUGCGGGCCCAGCUGCAGGGCGUGCUGGCCAGAAACCCCCAACUGCGGCACCUGAGCCCCCAGCAGCAGCAGCAGCUCCAGGCCUUACUCCUGCAGCGGCAGUUGCAGCAGCAACAGCAGCAGCAGCAGCAGAGUCAGGGCCCAUGCCCACCUGCCGCACCCAGUCCGGCCUUGCUGCCGCCCGGGGGUUUCCCUGGGGCCCAGCCUGGACCCCCUCCGGAAGCACGAUCUCCCAGGCUCCCCACCCCACAAGGAGCCUCCCCCGGGGGUCCAGUUGUGGGCUUUCCACUCGUGCCCAGCCCUCAAGAGCCAAAGAGACCCUCCCCCCAGCCGCCUCCCCCCAGCCCCCAGCUGCCUCCCCCGGGCCAGCCCGAGCCCCAAAAGGCCCCAGGGCCGUCACCCCUGGAGCUCUCAGCGGGGACCGCCCUGCCCCCUUCACCUGCCGGACCUCAGCUCCAGGGGUCCCGGGACAAUGUGGAGCCCCCAGCCGGGGAGGCGGGUCCGGCCGGUGGCCGGGGCGGCCCGGAGCCGCUGCGCUUCACCAUCAAGCAGGAGCCGCGGGAGGAGCCAUGCGCCCUGGGGGCCCAGGCACUUAAGCGGGAAGCCAACGGGGAGCCCGUGGGGGCCGCUCACCCUGGGCUGCUGGCCGGCGCCCGGUCCGAGGCCGGCCACCUGCUCCUGCAGAAGCUGCUGCGGGCCAAGAACGGGCAGCCGGCUCCGGGCCGCGGGGCCGAGGGGCUGCGGGCGGAUAUCAACGGGCACCCGGAAGCCAAGGGGGCCGGCCUGGAGUCCAGACUGUUGGUCAUCCCGGGCAGCAAGGAGGACAUGGUGGCAAGGAAGCCAGGGACACCCAAACCCAAGCGGGUCCAGAAGGUGGGUGACAGGGUGGCCAGCUCUCGCAAGAAGCUGCGCAAAGAGGACAGCGGCAUGGCCCGGUCCGGCGAGGCCCUGCUAAGGCAGCUUAAACAGGAGCUGUCUCUGCUGCCACUGUCAGAGCCGGCCAUCACUGCCAACUUCAGCCUCUUCGCGCCCUUUGGCAGCGGCUGCCCCGUCAGCGGGCACAGCCAGCUCCGGGGUGCGUUUGGCAGUGCCGCCCUGGCCUCCGGUCCCGACUACUACUCCCAGCUGCUCACCAAGAACAACCUCAGCAACCCACCCACGCCCCCUUCCUCGCUGCCACCCACCCCGCCUCCUUCGGUGCAGCAGAAGCUGGUGAACGGCGUCACGUCGGGCGAGGAGCUGGGGGAGCAGCCAAAGGACGGGGCUCCGGCCCCGGAACCGGAUGGGGCGCCUGGUGGCGCUCCCGAAGUGAAGAACCUGGACCUGCUGGCGGCCCUGCCCACUCCCCCCCACAACCAGACCGAGGACGUCAGGAUGGAGAGUGACGAGGAGAGCGAUUCCCCCGACAGCAUCGUCCCAGCCUCGUCCCCCGAGAGCGUCCUGGGCGAGGAGGCUCCCCGCUUCCCUCCGCUGGGCCCCAGUCGCAGGGAUGGGGAGGAGCGAGCGCUGUCCCCCGUCAUUCCCAUCAUCCCCCGGGCCAGCAUCCCAGUCUUCCCAGAUGCCAAGCCGUUCGGGCCCCUGGAGCCAGAGUCGGCGGGGAAGCUGGCGGGGGCCACCGGUGCCGCCUGGGAAAAGAGCAAAGGGAGGGAGGUGUCCGUCAUGCUGACCGUCUCCGCCGCUGCUGCCAAGAACCUGAAUGGGGUGAUGGUGGCCGUGGCCGAGCUGCUGAGCAUGAAGAUCCCCAACUCGUAUGAGGUGCUGUUCCCGGAUGCGCCCGGCCGGGGCCCCGAGCCACAGAAGGGGGACGCCGAGGGGGCCGGGAAAGAAAAGGGUUCUGGGGGGCAGCCCCCCGAAGGCGGCAGCGACUGGCUGAAGCAGUUUGAUGCCAUCCUGCCCGGCUACGCCCUCCGCAGUCCUCUGGACAUCUUGAGGCUCCUCAAGGAGGAGAGCCCGGCCCCAGACCUGCCCGCCCAGCACAGCUACGCCCUCAACGUCUCCAACCUGGACGUCCGGCAGCUGUCGGCCCCGCCCCCCGACGGGCCCUCACCUCCCCCCUCGCCUUCCGCCCCCUCGCCCGCGAGCCCCCCGGCUGCCGAACUCCCGGCCCCUUCGCCCCCGCCCGCCGUCCCGACCCCCUCGCCCCCCGGGCCCGAAGUGGCCCGCCCCAAGCCCCGGGCCCGGCCCCCUGAGGAGCCACCCCCUGAGGACCCCCGCCUGCCACGCCUGAAGAAGUGGAAGGGCCUACGCUGGAAGCGGCUGCGGCUGCUGCUCACCAUCCAGAAGGCUGGCGGGGGCGGCGGGCGGCCGGAGGGCGGCAGCGAGCGGGAGGUGGCGGAGUUCAUGGAGCAACUGGGCAGCGCCCUGCGCCCCGCCAAGCCCCCCCGCGAUCUGCGGCGCUGCUGUUUCUGCCACGAGGAGGGGGACGGGGCCACGGACGGGCCGGCCCGCCUUCUGAACCUGGACCUGGACCUGUGGGUGCACCUGAACUGUGCCCUGUGGUCCACGGAGGUGUACGAGACGCAGGGCGGAGCCCUGAUGAACGUGGAGGGGGCACUGCACCGCGGGCUCCUGACCCGCUGCUCCCUCUGCCAGCGCAGCGGGGCCACCGGCAGCUGCAACCGGCUGCGCUGCCCCAGUGUCUACCACUUCGCCUGCGCCAUCCGGGCCAAGUGCAUGUUCUUCAAGGACAAGACCAUGCUGUGCCCGCUGCACAAGGUCAAGGGCCCCUGCGAGCAGGAGCUGGGCACCUUCGCCGUCUUCCGGCGCGUCUACAUUGAGCGGGACGAGGUGAAGCAGAUCGCCAGCAUCAUCCAGCGCGGCGAGCGGCUCCACAUGUUUCGCGUGGGCGGGCUCGUCUUCCACGCCAUCGGCCAGCUGCUGCCCCACCAGCUGGCCGACUUCCACAGCGCCACGGCCCUCUACCCCGUGGGCUACGAGGCCACGCGCUUCUACUGGAGCCUGCGCACCAACAACCGGCGCUGCUGCUACCGUUGCUCCAUCGGCGAGAGCGCCGGCCGCCCCGAGUUUGUAGUGCAGGUCACGGAGCAGGGCCUGGAGGACCUGGUCUUCACUGACUCCUCGCCCCAGGCCGUGUGGGACCGAAUCAUCGGGCCGGUGGCGGCCAUGCGCCAGGAGGCGGGCAUGCUACGCCUCUUCCCCGAGUACUUGAAGGGCGAGGAGCUGUUCGGGCUGACGGUGCACGCCGUGCUGCGCAUCGCCGAGUCGCUGCCUGGUGUGGAGAGCUGCCACAACUACCUGUUCCGCUACGGCCGCCACCCGCUCAUGGAGCUGCCCCUCAUGAUCAACCCCACCGGCUGUGCCCGCUCCGAACCCAAGAUCCUCACCCACUACAAACGGCCACACACGCUCAACAGCACCAGCAUGUCCAAGGCGUACCAGAGCACCUUCACCGGAGAGACCAACACGCCGUACAGCAAGCAGUUCGUGCACUCCAAGUCGUCGCAGUACCGCCGCCUGCGCACCGAGUGGAAGAACAACGUGUACUUGGCGCGCUCGAGGAUCCAGGGCCUGGGACUGUAUGCGGCCAAGGACCUGGAGAAGCACACCAUGGUCAUCGAGUACAUCGGCACCAUCAUCCGCAACGAGGUGGCCAACCGGCGGGAGAAGAUCUAUGAGGAGCAGAAUCGUGGCAUCUACAUGUUCCGGAUCAACAACGAACACGUGAUCGAUGCCACGCUGACUGGUGGUCCUGCCAGGUACAUCAACCACUCGUGUGCCCCCAACUGUGUGGCCGAGGUGGUGACGUUUGACAAGGAGGACAAGAUCAUCAUCAUCUCCAGUCGGCGCAUCCCCAAGGGAGAGGAGCUGACCUACGACUAUCAGUUUGACUUCGAGGACGAUCAGCACAAGAUCCCAUGUCACUGCGGAGCUUGGAACUGCCGCAAGUGGAUGAACUGAGCACCCCCUCGUCCGAGGGAUCGGGGGCGGGCAGGCGGCCGGCCCGGGAGUGGAGCCGGCGCCUGGAUCGGAGGCAGGCGGUCCCGGCCCUCCGGCCCUCCCCUCUGCCCCGGCGUGGGCAGGGGCCGCCCGGGCCCCGGACAGAAGCAGCCACUGGGCAUCUCAGGUUUGGGGUGGGGACGCGGGCCGGGGGAGGCCCAGCCCCG